This is a messenger RNA of Lucilia cuprina (Australian sheep blowfly), 1350 nucleotides long. RefSeq lists its product as uncharacterized. NCBI's taxonomy places the organism in Eukaryota, Metazoa, Arthropoda, Insecta, Diptera, Calliphoridae. The transcript is spliced from 2 exons. Bases 1 to 1350 code for a protein of 449 amino acids. The record is from RefSeq and is a predicted model, not a curated record.
AUGAGAUACUACGCUAAAGUAUCAUUUUUGGAAUUUGAAGAAUAUGGACUGUUAGACACCGGGGCAAAUAUUAGUUGUAUUGGUGCAGAGCUGGCAAAAUAUAAUUUCUCUAAAUUUUUGAACUUUAAUAGAUGCAAAUCUUACGUUAAAACUGCGGACGGUAAAUCUCAGUCAGUUGUAGGUUGGUUAGAUGCCGAUAUUUCCUUUAAAAACACAACAAAACCUCUUAAAUUAUUCAUAAUACCCAGUAUUUCUCAGCGCCUUAUUCUUGGUUUAGACUUUUGGCGUUUAUUUAACCUCUGUCCAGAUUUUAUUGGCUCGCCUAAUGUAAUUGCCCUUAACAGUUCGACCAAUAGUCCUUGUGAAUUACACAGUAUGACUGAUGUUCUGGCAGAUUUUGCUAAAUCGAAUUCUCCUGUUGACGAAAAUUUCUACCCUUUGACUAAUGAGCAAAAAAGACAACUAGACUCAAUAAUAAGUUUAUUUCCGAAUUUUGAUAAGCAAGGCUUGGGUAAAACUAAGUUAAUUGAACAUAAAAUCGAUGUUGGUAAUGCUACACCUGUUAAGCAAAGAUUUUAUCCUGUGUCACCGGCUGUAGAAAAGCUUAUGUUUGGGGAAGUAGAUAGAAUGCUUGCUCUAGGUGUAAUCGAACCAUCCUCGUCUCCUUGGAGCUCGCCUAUGAGACUUGUAGUCAAGCCUAAUAAGGUUCGGUUAUGCCUAGAUGCUAGAAAACUCAACCAGGUUACCAAGAAGGAUGCCUAUCCGCUCCCCAACAUAGGUGGAAUCUUUGCUAGAUUGCCCAAAGCCAACUUAAUCACUAAGCUCGACCUAAAAGAUGCAUACUGGCAAAUUGGCCUGGACGAAAGUUCCAAACCCUUAACGGCUUUUACCGUUCCUGGACGUCCUCUGUACCAGUUUGUGUUCUUCCUGCACUGUGACGCGAGUGACUAUGGCAUUGGCGCAGUUCUGGUGCAAUUGGAUGCUGAAGGAGAAGAAAAGCCCAUUGCAUACAUGAGUAAGAAGCUUAAUGCAGCGCAGCGUAAUUACUCCGUCACAGAGCGGGAAUGCUUGGCGGCAAUGGAAGCCAUAAAGAAGUUCAGAUGCUACUUGGAGAUGCAGGAAUUUGAAGUUGUUACUGAUCAUUCAAGUCUUCUCUGGCUUAUGAAACAACUCGAUUUAAGCGGCCGACUUGCUCGAUGGGUCUUCAAACUUCAACCAUAUAAAUUCACCAUAAGCCACAGAAAAGGAAAGGAGCAUAUAGUACCCGACGUGUUGUCAAGAAUACCAGUUGAUGAGAUUAAUUCCUUGGAAAUUGUCGAACCCGAAAUUGAUAUAAAUUCCCCUUUUUGA